AAAGUGUCGGAAGGUUGUUCUAAAGCCACACCAUCAGGUUCGAGCGCUAUUGCAAUAAUUGAGAGGAAAAAAAACACAGAAGGAAUUGACGGGGAUUUGUGUGUGUGUGUGUGUGUGUGCGCUUCAUCUGCCUCGAACGGAGAGCUGUAACAAUUUUCUCCAUUUUUAAAGCCCUCCUCAGCAGCUCCACUGUAAAUAGACCAAAAAAGCAGGAUGUCAACGCAUUUCAGGAGCGGCCCAGCCUUCGGACUAUCUGCAGAGGUCAAGAGUAAGCUUGCGGGGAAGUACGACCCCCAGAAGGAAGAGGAGCUGAGGCUGUGGAUCGAGGAUGUGACUGGGAAAAGGAUCGGGGACGGCUUCAUGGAGAGUCUGAAGGACGGUGUCCUGUUGUGCGAGCUCAUUAAUGUUCUCCAGCCAGGUUCAGUGAGAAAGGUCAACAACUCGGGUCAAAACUGGCACCAGCUGGAAAACAUUGGGAAUUUUGUUCGUGCCAUAACAGAGUACGGCCUGAGGGCAAACGACAUCUUUGAGGCCAACGAUCUAUUUGAGAAUGUCAACCACACUCAGGUCCAAAGCACACUCAUCGCUCUGGCUGGAAUGGCCAAGUCCAAAGGGUUCCACUCCAAGUACGACCUGGGUGUGAGGUACGCCGAAAAACAGGAGCGUCGCUUCGCUCCAGAGAAGCUCAGGGAGGGACGUAACAUCAUAGGCCUGCAGAUGGGCACCAACAAGCUUGCCAGCCAGAAGGGCAUGACCUCGUACGGCACACGACGCCAUCUGUACGAUGCCAAGAUGGCCAUGGACAACCCAGUAGACCAAUCCACUAUCAGCCUACAGAUGGGCACCAAUAAGGGAGCCAGCCAAGCUGGCAUGACAGCCCCAGGGACCAGGAGGCAUAUCUUUGACAAGAAGUUGGAGCUGGAGAACUGUGACACUACCACCAUUUCUCUGCAGAUGGGCACCAACAAAGUGGCCUCUCAGCAGGGCAUGACCACUUACGGCCUGCCCCGCCAGGUCUUUGACAACAAGUACUGCACCAACCCCACUGAGACCUUCUAUGACAACGGAAGUGAGGUGGAGUUUGAUGGCUACCAGUACUCUGACUAAGACAACACGGAUUGCCAAAAGACAACCAACCACAACUGUGUUUGUGACGAGCAAACCUUCCAGACUCUUAUUUAACACUGUUUUACGACUUUGAUGUUAACAUACCCCAGCUUUUUCUAAUCAUGCUCCUAACAAUUUAUGGCUUGUCUUUACAAAACUAAAAGGAAAAAAAGUGUUUCACAUUACCUCAAAGAUUUGAUGCAGUGGCCUACUUCUGUAUACCAUUGCUCUGAAGAAUGUUAUGACUGCUUAAAAUAGCCGAACACUCCACUACAUUUCCUUUACUAUGUAUGAGUUGUUUUUUUACAGCUUUUUAUACCUGCAAUAGUUUUUUAACAGCCUCACCUCUCUACCCUCCUCAUCCAGCCUAAACACUGAUAAAACAGAAUUCAAAAGUUCCUUAAAUGGAUGCAAUAGUGGGUUGGUAUUAUUGAACUUUGGCCCAGUUGGAACUGAGUCCAUGUCCACAUUGGAGCUCCACAGGCCCUACGAUUUCAGUUUCUGGUCCAUAGAGUGACCCAGGCAGACAAUGCAGGAGGACAUGUAGCGUUUAAUGGACAUGGCUUUGUUUUGCAAUAACAAAUGUGUCGUGUUCACAAGCUACAAAAUGAUUCAUCACAUCACUUUACUGGGCUAGUUUUCAUCGCUUUGUGUGCUGAACAACUCUUUGUUUUAAAUUAAGUUUUUUAGAAAAAGUCCUUUCAGACGAUGCUUUUAUAAAGAGUAAAUAUUGGUUUUAACUUUGUCCCCAAUAGUUUUCUGUCCUGAUGCCUUUGAUACUUUAGGAAAUAUUUACCCGUUCCCGUUUAGCAAACUUUGCCUUUUGUCCUUCCCCCCCUUUUUUUUUUUAAAGUUAACAAAAUAGGAAUGUUACUAAGUAAAUUAACUCAGAUAUCGUGUUCACAAUUCUGAAAUAAUAAUUUACUUGACAGCACUGUUAUUCAGAUGGUAACUCUUAAUUCUGCCAACUUACUUACAUAGUACAAGAUAAAGUUUAUAGAACACAUUUUAACAUUGUUAUAAGUUAAGAUAUAUGAUAGUGUUACAACGAACAGGAUGUUUUUGCAAUAAGUAUUCAUACUUUUCAUAAUUCAAAUAUAUUCUGCAAAUACUUUACUUAAGCUUAAUAUCCAUCCACUGUACGUAGAUGGCAGUAUUAAAGUAGACCCUUACACCAAUAAUUGCUUAGUGAAUCAUACCAAAAACAAGGUGAGAUUCUUGUUUUGGAACGUCUGUGUCAAACUUUUAACCCACCGAAUGUCUUGAAUGUAAUGUAAUGAUAAAUUCAGAGGCCUUAUUUGUUGUGACAGGAUUCAUUUUCAACACAUUGGAAGGCAGAAUUUAACAAUUUCAAAGUUACAAACAGAUGGAGAAUCACGCGUUUCUUUGUAAAGCAUACAGAGUAACUGUCUCUGAAUUACUGUCAUAAGCUUGUUUGUGAUAAUGUGACUAACUGACCUGUUACUUGGAGCUCACCUACUGUUCAUUUUUAUUUAGCAACAAAGGCUUUCCAGCAAUGAUUAAGGAUUAGUACCGGUGUGCCAUCUAGUGAGGUAAACGUGCAUGUACAUUAACUGUUUGGUCAAUAAAGAAAACAUCUAAAGUU
Molecule: messenger RNA, 2713 nt
Organism: Labrus mixtus (cuckoo wrasse)
Lineage: Eukaryota; Metazoa; Chordata; Actinopteri; Labriformes; Labridae
Gene: cnn1b
Product: calponin 1, basic, smooth muscle, b
Exons: 7
Coding region: 214-1107 (297 amino acids)
Biological process (GO): actomyosin structure organization
Molecular function (GO): actin binding
Source: RefSeq, a predicted model, not a curated record